UGAGGGUGCAUUUAUAUUUACACACACUCCUGCCUGUGCAUAGGAAACCCUAGUGGAAUAAAAGUGUUAGCAUAUGGAAAACUGAUGUGGAGAAAGUAUCACACUUUUGGCAUUUGGAAGGUAUUGAUCAGGAGAGGGGGUAAAAAACAAUUUCCAAAUUGUAAAGGCCAUCAUCAACAAAUAGAGAAAAUGGAGCACUACAGUGACAUCGCAAACAGGGCAUCCCUCAAAAAUCCCUUCAGAGGUCAAGACAAACACCUACCGAGGAGGCUGCAAAGAGACCUACAGCAACAUUAAAGGAGCCGAGGAAACACCUGACAUAUAAUUAUUACCCUUUAAAUAAUGUUAUGGCCCAAUUUGACCAAUUCCGAAAGUUAUAAUUGUUCCAUAAUUCCACUAGAUGUGUUUUGGUGCAAAUAAAGCACUUCAAAAAAAGAACACCACAGUACAGCAUGAUGGUGACAGCAUUAGAGCUGCUUUUGCUCAUCCAGAAAUGGGGCCUUUAUGAAGGUGGAGGGAAUCAUAAGUAGCUACAAAUACCAAACCAUUUUAAUGCUACAUGACAAAGCAUACAUCCAAAUCAGCAAAGGAAAGGUUUAACAAUACAAGAACAAUUUUCUUAAAAAUCUGUGGAGUUACCUGAAGUGGACUGUGCAAGGAAAUGGCCUUACAAUUUGAUGGAUCUAGAAUUUUUGUUAGAAAGAGUGAGACAAUAUUGCCAAGUAAAGAUGUGCAAUGCUGAUACUGUGAAUAUGAAUCCUUCCUUUUUUCCCCUCACAAAAUGGUUUCUAAUUGUUUUUCACUUUAUUUUAUAUCCAUUGUAAUUCCAUUACACAAUGUAUCAUGGUUAAUAUAUGUUUUUUUGCUCCAAUGGUAAAAUGAAAAGUUAUAAAAUGUGUGUUAAAUGUAUGUUGGAGUGUGUUAUUCAUAGGGUUGAGCAUUGUAAGCAUAAGAUGAAGUGCACUAAAAGUGGUGACUAACACUACGAGUGCAUUGUGCUCAAUCAGAGCUUGCUGAGUUGGUGAUUUGGCCUCAGUGAAUUUAAUCUGCUUCUCAUAAAACUGCUGAUGUAGGACACAAUCUCUCAAGUUAAAGCAGUGCACGUUGUAAUUGUACACCUAGUGCUGUAGUGCACAUAGUAAUUGUGUAAACUGUUCCCUGAAGUUAAGGAUUUGUCCUAAUAUUAAAUAAUGAUGUUUAGCUACAGUAUUUGCGUCUUUAAUAUGGGAGGAGCUGUGUGUCUGUGUGUGUGUGCGUGUAUAAAAACACAAACUUUAAAAUGAAACUCAGUUUGGUUUCUUGCAUAAGCUGUCUAAACCCCAAAAUGAUGCAUUUAGCCAUUUUUUUUGUGAUGCUGGUGCAAUGCUGGAGCCUUCCUCUGCAGAAUUCCUCUGCAGUCCAUGGAGCAAAAACGAGGGCAAAACGAGGGUAUUCAGAGGAGUUUCUGCAUCCGGAUGAGAUGAACUCAAUGGACAAGAUACUUGUAGCAAACAAUGGGAAGUCUUUUUUUCGGCGCUUUGCCUUUCGUGAAGGUGACAUUGCGAGUUUUGGCAUGAGAAGUGCCAUUUCGUGUCCAAACCAAGACUGCCUCUGGCCAAAAUCAGUGGAUGGAUUUGUUUACGUUCCUUACACUAUCUCUCCUCUCUAUGACAAUAUGGACCGGAUCACAAUCGAGAUGGGAAUACUGGACAUCACAUCAUCAACAUGUGUGAAAUUUGUACCACGUACGCAUCAAGCUGACUUUGUUGAUAUCCAACCUAGAAUUGGGUGCUGGUCAUUCUUAGGCAGGGUAGGAGGACCACAGCCACUCUCACUGCAGACCCCGGCAUGCAUGUGGUCAGGCAUAGCAUCUCAUGAGCUCAUGCAUGUGCUCGGCUUUGUUCACGAGCAGUCACGCUCUGAUCGUGACCGCUACGUUACCAUCCUGUGGGAAAAUAUCAUUGAAGGACAAAAGCACAACUUUAAAAAGUAUGAGACAAACAAUUUAAACACCGUAUAUGAUUAUGACUCUGUAAUGCACUAUGGGAGAUAUGCUUUCUCAGAAGACGGAUCACCAACUAUCAUCCCUAAACCAGAUCCGAACAUUCCUAUUGGCCAGCGUGAUGGACCGAGUCAACUAGAUAUUCACAAAAUAAAUCUGCUGUACAACUGUGGUGCGUAA
Molecule: messenger RNA, 2161 nt
Organism: Tachysurus fulvidraco (yellow catfish)
Lineage: Eukaryota; Metazoa; Chordata; Actinopteri; Siluriformes; Bagridae
Gene: he2
Product: high choriolytic enzyme 2-like 1
Exons: 8
Coding region: 1280-2161 (293 amino acids)
Biological process (GO): proteolysis
Molecular function (GO): zinc ion binding; metalloendopeptidase activity
Source: RefSeq, a predicted model, not a curated record